AUUUACACACACAUGCAUGGAUGCAUACACUCUCCCGUCUCUCACUGUCUCCCUUUUCUCUCUCUCAGUCACACUUGGUCCUGUGCAGACUUGAGGAGCCCCGGAGAGGAGAUGAUGCUGGUGGUGAUUCUGUUGGAGCUUUAGUGGUGAUUUUUCUUUUUCCUCUUUAAAAACAGAAAACUAGACUUAGAACAAUGUUGAUGCAACAGCACCUCUUCCCUCUGUGCUGUGUUGAUCUGCCUGCCUCCUGCCUAGAAUCAGCCCAUUUUGGGGGGAUUUAAGCGACAGAGAGUGUUCUGCGCCGGCUGUGUGUCUGCGGUUCUGGUGCGCUGGAUCUUCUUCUCCUCCUCUUUAUCUCUCCACUGAAGGAUGCUCAGCUCUUUCCACAAUCAGGAAUACUACUAUUACAACUACCAAUACUCUUGCUGCUUCUGUCCACUUCUCUGCCCCAGUCAGAUCGCAGUCUGAGGCGCCCCGGUCCCCUCAAGGGAAGAAGAAGCAUGUCAGAGGCAUCCGUGUUGCAAAUGGAAAUGAGCUGUCUGCUGCUGGUUCUGCUGGACUCAAGCUUUUAAACCAGACUUGAGAUUAUCCACAAAUCCCAGAAAGGCUCUGAAGAAAUUAAGGAUCCUAAGAGUUCCUUUCUGACGAGCCAAAGAUUACUGUAUCACUGUAUAUCAAGGAGCACCAGCUGCUUAACCAGCUCUAUGGUUUUCUGACUUGUCCAAGACUGCGUUUUUGGCAUCUGACUGAGAGGUGAUUAGAGCAAUCCCCCGGACCCUGUCAGAAACUCCGAAUCAGCACACUCAUACACUGAGAUGACCCAAGAACAGUGCACUCAUAGGAACAAUGUCCAGAGUUCAGAGAAACCACAAGUGUACAAAGUGGGAAUAUACGGCUGGAGGAAACGUUGCCUUUACUUCUUCGUCCUGCUGCUGAUGAUCCUGAUCCUGAUCAACUUGGCACUAACUAUCUGGAUCCUCAAGGUCAUGAACUUCACCAUAGAUGGCAUGGGCAACCUGAGAAUAACAGAGAAGGGCCUGAAACUGGAAGGGGACUCUGAGUUCCUCCAACCCCUCUAUGCCAAAGAAAUCCAAUCCAAACCAGGCCGCCCGCUGUUCCUGCAGUCGUCCAGAAAUGUGUCGGUCAAUAUUGUCAACAGCAACAACCAGCUGCUCACACAACUUGUAACAGGAUCCAGUGGAUUUAAAGCACGAGGCAAGAUGUUUGAAGUCAAAUCCACCUCUGGAAAGCUCCUCUUCUCCGCCGACGAGCAGGAGGUGGUUGUGGGCGCAGAGAGGCUCCGAGUGAUGGGGGCAGAAGGAGCUGUGUUUAGCAAAUCAGUGGAGACGCCACACGUCAGAGCCGAGCCUUUUAAAGAGCUAAGGCUGGAGUCUCCCACUCGCUCCCUACUGAUGGAGGCUCCUAAAGGCAUCCAGAUCCUGGCUGAGGCCGGAGAUAUUCAGGCCAUCUGCCGAAACGAGCUGCGACUGGAGUCCAAAGAUGGAGAGAUCUCUCUGGAUGCCCGGAGGAUUCGCCUGAUGCGGCUGCCUGAGGGGAAGGCCUCCACCAGCUCCUCGUCCUCUGGGACCAGGCAGACUGUCUACGAGGUUUGCGUUUGCCCCAACGGGAGGCUUUUUCUGUCCCAGGCCGGCACCGGAUCCACCUGCCAGAUCAGCAACAAUGUCUGCCUCUAGGACUGAUACAUGCAAAUUAUCAGUAAAUACAGAGAUAUCCUGAAAGAAAGACAGGCAAAAAACAGUCAGAUAUCGCCUGCCUCAAGGACUGAUGAACAGCAAACACUACAUACAAAGACUGCCAGAGCUGAUGGAAAUAUAAACAAUCAUAGAUACUGUACCUAUACAGACACACUGAUGUAUACACUUUACAAUCCCAAACACUCAGACUGAUAUUUAGGCUCAACCGAUAUGUUUGAACAGGCCAAUACUGAAAAAUUUUGGAUUAAAGCUGCUGACAGCUGAUCUUUUGUGCCAAUAUUUCAAUGCUAAAAGAUAUUUUCUCCCUUAAUUUUAUACGUUUCAGAGUGGAAAAGCCUUUGAAAUCAGCAUUAAGAGCAUCACGAGACACUAAAACUCUCCGCUGAGUGUCAUACACAUCUCUCUAAGCUCUUUAUACAUACAGUUCAGCAGACGUUAUGUGGCUUUUAAAACUGAAUUACAUGAAUAAAAGAAAAAAAUGUGUUUCAUUGCAGGUUUUAACAAUUUUUUAAUACAAUUGCAGUCAGAGAGGAAUCACGAUCAUAAAAUGGGAAUAAAGGACACUGACUGUCUCACUAAUAUUUAUUGAAAGGACAGUGGUAAUAUAUCGGUUUGACCCUAAUAGUCACAUAUGACACUGCUAUUUAUUAAUAGCAUAAAGACAUGCAGAUGCACACACUAGCUUACAGACAUGCAUUCACACGGUAUACAUAUUUAAACAUGGUGUACACACACAUGCACACUCUUUGCUCGUAGGAGCCUCCUGUUAGAAACUGAGAGGAUCUCCAGAGAUUUACUAGAAGAGACACUGAUCUGUUCCCUUUCUCCCUCAAGAGCAUUUCAGUACCAGAAUCACUGGGGUGAUCACCCACGGCAACAGGCCCCACCCACUCCUCCUCCCCUCCGUUCUUCACCUUUUUCCUCCUCUUGUUUUUCCUUUUCUGAUGGUUACCACAUCUGAGAUGAUUAAAGGGUUUAUACUUUUCCUGUUGUUCAUAAAGCAUUGUAAAGUCCUACAGGUAUGCUAUAAGCACUUAAUUACAGAUAUUAAAUGGUCUGGAUAUAAGAUAGAGUCAUAAACAUUAGGAUUUGGAUGUACUAUCAGAUUUGGAUACUCCAAAAAUGAACUUGCUUGGCCAGUACACAAGCAAAACGGUUACCAUAGACUUUGCGUUUGGAUGAUGUCUCUCAUGUUUAAAUAACUUUUCGAGGCUCUGGGAAAGUUCUACCCAUAUAAAACCAUUACAAGCUGAGAUUGGUGGUGUCCACUGUGGCAAAUCUUCCAGUGGUGCCAUGUCCAACUCUCUUAGUGCUCUUCCACAACCCAAAGUUUAGUCAGCCUCAGUCGAACUUUGCUGCGGUUAAAUACUUGUUACGGUUCAUUUGGUUGCUUGUGAACGCUCCAAUCUUACUCUAGUGCUGACUAAAGGGGGUCUCCAAACUAACCCUAGUGCGGUUUGAUUGCAUUCUGAACGUAAUCUGACCUAAUUACAGAACAUUAACCAAAACCAUGGGAAAUUAGGCUACCUGUGCAGGCCUUUUGUGAGAUGUACACAGAGCGACAGAUGCAACAUGACUGGGAGAGGACUGAUUUGGACUUCUGUUAAAGUCCGAUGUUUGCGUGACAUCUGGUCUGUAGUUUGGUAGGAACACCAGAGCAGGAUUACAACCAGUCUAGUCGGGGUGAGUUCGGCUCCAUGUUGCUUUGUUUAUUUCCGUGUUUACAUUUUCCACCACCAACUUUUCCGACCAAUAAGAAAUAAUACUGCAAGUAUAUUUCAAGCCCUCCGCCUUCGUACCGCCCGCCUCAGCAAAUCUUUUUUUUUAUUUGGUCCAUUUACAAGCAAACCAGAAUCAAUACAAAAUGAACCAAAAAUAUCAAUUUCACUCUGAUUCAGACUAAGCAAACAGACUUGGGUUGUGAAGUGCCCUUAACAUAUCCACAGGGCUCGGAUAUUUACUAAAGUAGACAUUUUGUAAACUCCCAUUUCAGUCGAAACACAUACCAGAUCCAGAAGUGUAUGUGUCAUACAGUGUGUGUAUGAAUUAAGUGCUUAUGUACCUAUGUGAUAAUACAUGAACCAUAUUUGGGUUAAUAAAAAAAACUUGAUGCUUUAGAGAAACAGCGUACAGCUAAACAAUUAUUGGGCCAAAGUUGUCUUCAGCCUUUUCUUCAUUGAGGCUCUAAAUUGACAUUGCAGUGAAGUUGUAUUUCAGUAAACUAACCUACAAAGCAUUCAGAACAUUUGUUAUAAUUUAUCUAAAGUGUAUGAUGACAAACUAUGGCUCAUGCCUUGUUCACAUCCUGUCGCACUCACCCAAAUAAAUUCAAAUUGGCUUGCCAGUGCUAGCAGCAUGUCAUGUAUGGGAAAUAGUUGUUUGUAAAGUCUUAACAUGUCGCUAAACUUGGAUUUUGACGUUUUAACACCUGAUUGUUUCCAUGUUGUAGCAGAGAGAUGUGACAUGAUGUGAACAUGGCCUCAACCACUCAACCACAGGUGUGCUCGGUGUUUCUCCUUUUUUUAAUUUGAUGUAAUCUUUUGAUUUUAAAUGAAUAGAAAGCUGGUUUAAUUUCAUAUAAUGACUGUCAGUGUUCUGUUUUGCCUGCAUAAAUUUCGUCCAUGGCUCUUCCUGCCAAAAACAGCCUCACCCUCCCACAACUCUGACAAUGACAACAAUUACAACUCAACUCAACAUCCUGUUAUAACUCUUAAAACAGAACAUGUGUCAUAACUGUCAAAUGUAAGCUGCUCAAAAUGCGGCGGUGGUCACCCUACUUGUUUCUUGCACUGGGACAUUUUUUUAAAAAACGGACAAACCAACUAAUGCGAGCCACUCUGUUGAAAGAGGGGAACUGUGCCUGUGCCUUAUGUCGAUGCACUUGUGGCAAGAAGAAGCACAUCACACAGACUUUCUUUGGCAUCAACGAGUAACAUGAUCUCUGAUUUCAGUUCAGUUUCAUCCCCAUUACGAAUCCCUCCCUCUGUGUGAAUGCAAAGACCUUCAGCCGCAUCUGACUGUAGCGCCCCCUGCUGUCAGCACCUGACUCUGCAAAAGGAUGAGUUGGGUUUUUUUUUCCAUUUUCUAUUUACUCCUUUAGUUCCCUAGUUUUGGAUGGCGCUCUUGUUACUUUUGCUUUUUAUGAUCAAAUAUUCUGUGUGUAAACAUGUAUGUGUUUCUUAAUAUUUUCAGAUGUGACCCUGUGGAGUUUAACAGGCGGAUUACAGCACUGAUGGGUCUGAUUACCACUGCUUAUCGCACACUGUUUUGCCAAAAACAUCUAGUUUCUCCAACAUGUUUAGAUCUUUAUGUUUUCACACACUUGUUUUUGAACCUGAAGUGGUUUAAAUCUCAUGUCUUAUGAUGUUGAAGCAUUCAUUGACUGCGUUUAAUGUGGAGACCACUUUGACAACACCACUUCUUUCUUGUCUUAUCUUUUUUCCUUUAAUGCUGACUCGUUUGAUUCAAACCCCAUGAUUAUCAUCAAUAACAGUACAACUGUAGUGCAGUCGCCAUGCACAGAUGUUCGAACAACUGAAAAUCUAAAAAAACUGCGAGUACACAUAAAAAUAUGGUUGCCAUUGAAUUUUUUGCAGAAUUGACCAACAUCAGCCUUCUUGUCUGGCGACGGAGUUGGAUUUGCAACAGUGAAUAUGCAAAUGUUUCCCAAUUGUUUCUUCUACAUUUUCUGCCUGUGGCAACUAGAUCCUUCUUGAGCAGAGGUGCCAAACAAUGGCAUGGAGACAUCAGACUUCAGUAGCCGAAUUUCAUCAACGAAUUUCAAUGCGCAUUUAGAAGAUUUGCAUGAGAAAAAAAGUUUGAUGGAAACACCGAAAAUCGAAAAAAACCUUUCAAAUUGCGCCGUAAUGUUUUUUCGCUUGAUUAGGGUGUUUUUUCAUCUUUUUAAAAAAAUUGUUAAUGCACUUAACAAGAGAUGGAAACGCUUUUUGCGAAUAAGUUCUGACGUAGCAAACAUUUUAGUCACGUGACUGAUCAGCUAUUUCCAUUCUGCCAGUCAAAACGAGCUGACAUGAAAAAACAUUUAUAUAAAAAUUAUAAGUUAGUCAAUUGAAUCUAAUUCCUGAAGACAUAUUAUCUCUCUAGGGUGGCCUAAAUUGUCAGAUUAGCAACCUCUUCUUGAUUACAUUUUCUCUCUAGCUCAGUCUCUUCUUCUACUGUUUACUGAUGGCCUUGCCUACAACAAUACAUUACACUGCCAUCUACUGACGAAAGUAUGUUGAUGCAGCUUCGUUUAUUCAAUUUAACCAGUUGAUAGAAAAAUGUCCCUAAUUUGUAUUUUCUUUAAUGCAACAUUUCAAAAAUUUCACUUUAAAAUUCAAUUCGACUUUAAUGGAAACAUGGCUAGUGGUGUGAUAAUACAACUUAAUUCAAGGCAUGUAAUUAAAAAAAUCUUUUAAAGUAUAAGGCACCAUAUUUUGAUCCUUCUCCAAUGCAGAAACUUAGGUUGACUACUUGGGGUGUCAACAACUACAAGAAACUAGACCUUUUGACACAGUGGCUGUGAUAACUCCUGAAAACACUCAUAGUGCUGUAAAGCGUUUAUUUAUAUAUCAUCUUUUGUGUUUUUAAAGUGUGACAUCCUUCUUAAGAGUCAGGUGUCCCAACCUUCUCACUGUCUCUCAGCUUCUCUGUUGCUGUAUAUUAAAGGACUUUCAGAAAUAUUUCACAACAAAAUUGAAUCUAUCUGAUGUAUUUGUUUUUUGAAUACAUGUACACAAGAGAAAUACAAAUUUUUAUACGGUUGUAUUUGUAAAUAAUGUAUACAUAACGCGCAUAAUGCGUUGGUGCGCAUCAGAGGAUACAUGCCGACGGAAGAGAAACACUG
Molecule: messenger RNA, 6561 nt
Organism: Centropristis striata (black sea bass)
Lineage: Eukaryota; Metazoa; Chordata; Actinopteri; Perciformes; Serranidae
Gene: sgcd
Product: sarcoglycan, delta (dystrophin-associated glycoprotein)
Exons: 9
Coding region: 816-1694 (292 amino acids)
Biological process (GO): cardiac muscle tissue development; heart contraction
Cellular component (GO): sarcolemma; sarcoglycan complex
Source: RefSeq, a predicted model, not a curated record